AUGGGGAGAGAGAGUCGGAGUGAAGAGGUGGUGGUUCCGGCGACGGCAAUUCCCGGUGGAUCAUCCCCUGGUUCCACCAGUUCUGGAUCAGUCGCCAAUGGUUGGGCUGAUGAACCUUCUGCUAACCAUUACAAUGGAUGGGCAUAUGAGAAGCCUGAAAACAAGUAUAAUGGAUGGGGAUCUAUCCCAGGUGAUGAAUAUGAAACCCUAGAAGCAAGUAGCAAUGGUUGCAUGAAGGUUGAGCUACCUGAAUCUGUACCCACUAGCAAUCAAUCAAGAUUUUUAAACGACGAAUCUUUCCCUUGUCCACCAGUUCCUUCAGCUCCACCACUUCCUUAUAUGGGUUCCAAUGAACACCAUGCCACUAAUGCUUCAAAUCAUUCGUGUUUGGAUUUCAAGAACGAUGGGGUUUCAGUGAAUCAAAUCAAGAAAGGCAAUGCAUCGUGUGUGGUAUGUUGGGAAGCUCCGGUUGAGGGAGCUUGUGUAACUUGCAGACAUAUGUCUAGUUGUAUGCCAUGUUUACGUGAGAUCGAAUCUAAACAAGGGAUUUGCCCAGUUUGUCGGGCCAAGAUUGACAAAGUUUUGAGGAUCUAUGCUAUCUAA
This is a messenger RNA of Lactuca virosa, 603 nucleotides long. Lineage: Eukaryota; Viridiplantae; Streptophyta; Magnoliopsida; Asterales; Asteraceae. The record is from the annotation of a GenBank genome assembly.